Messenger RNA from Biomphalaria glabrata, 5670 nucleotides. Its product is annotated as long-chain fatty acid transport protein 2-like. Gene Ontology annotation, molecular function: long-chain fatty acid transmembrane transporter activity; long-chain fatty acid-CoA ligase activity. NCBI's taxonomy places the organism in Eukaryota, Metazoa, Mollusca, Gastropoda, Planorbidae. Bases 296 to 2179 code for a protein of 627 amino acids. The transcript has 11 exons. The record is from RefSeq and is a predicted model, not a curated record.
CCUUUGAACUUUGCUCGAGAUCUUCAAAAUCAGAUCUAGAUCUACUAAAAGUCUAGAUCUAGCCUUCUUAAAACAAGACUCAAUAGAGAUCUAGAUCUAGAUCCUAGUCUCCAGAUCUAGAUCUAUGUUCAUAACUUCAUAGAUCUAGAUUUACAGUAACAAUACAUUAAAGUGCUACUUUUGUCUUGAUCUAGCAGAAAACCUUGAGGACUGAUUGUUGAGUACUGGUGCACAUUGACUUACAUUUGCCAAACUCAUCACUCGAGCUUAUGAACCAUUUCAACUACUGAUAAUCAUGAAGUUUUACCAGAAAUUGUUGCUGGGGACUGCUGGGGUGACUAGUGCUGGCUAUGUUACCUACAAAACUAUGUUCCCUUGGUUAGAACAUGACUUGAAGCUGAUCAAAAUUGGUGGAAAAGUAAAAAAACAAAUGGAACUCUUACUGCAAUCAAUGUUGAUUGAUAAGUUUGAAAAACAUGUAGCAGAAACACCAAAGAAACCUUUUAUCAUUUACGAGGAUAAUAUCUACACAUAUGAACUGGUGGAUCAGCUGGCAUGUAAAGUUGCCAACAUAGCAAAGAACUGGGGAUUGGGACAACGUGAUUGUGUUGCUAUCAUGAUUCAGAAUGAGCCAUCAUUUAUUUGGACAUUUUUGGGUUUACAGAAACUUGGAAUAGCUGCAGCACUUAUCAAUUACAACUUGCGUUCGCAACCAUUGAUACACAGUAUCCUUGCUGCAGAGCCAAAAUAUUUCAUUGUUGGUCCAGGUAAUACAUUGUUGGAAGCAGUCUGUGAUAUUAUGGAGAGCUUAGAAGACAUAAAAGUUUAUGUUCAAGGUUUGGGCUCACAACUAGCUCCAGUUGGAAUGAAUUCGUUUGAUACCUUGAUGGCUAGCACACUGCCGACCCCUGUGUGUCCUAUUGUUAGAAAAGAUAUCACAUUGAAAGAUGUCUGCUGUUACAUUUACACUUCAGGAACAACUGGUAACCCAAAGCCUGCAAUUAUCAGCCAUGAAAAAAGUCUGGGCAUUGCUACAUUGCUGUUAUUUGUUGAUCUGUCUUGUACAGAUGUAUUGUAUAUUGUACUGCCCUUAUAUCACAGCUCUGGUGGAGGAAUAGGUUUAUAUGGAGCCAUUGCAACAGGUUGCACUAUAUUGUUGAGAAAAAAGUUUUCUGCUAGCCACUUUUGGUCUGAUUGCUGCCAGUAUAAUGUCACUGUGAUCCAGUAUAUUGGAGAAUUGUUUAGAUAUCUACUAACUCAGAAACCAAGCAAAUAUGAAACAAAUCACAAAAUUCGAGGAGCACUUGGCAAUGGCUUGAGAAAAGACAUUUGGAAUGAUGUGUCUAAACGAUUUCAGAUUCCAAACAUAAUGGAGUUUUUUGGUGCUACAGAAGGUAUCACUAUGCUUAUCAAUGUUUCCGGUGUGCCUGGGGCUAUUGGACGCCUCUCACCAUUUUUGGCAAAAAUUGAUCCAGAUUCCAAAGUCCUAGUGAAGUUUGAUUAUGCUACAGCUCAGCCAUUAAGAGACAAAAAUGGUUUUUGUAUUAAAGUAGGCAUUGGUGAACCUGGACUGUUCAUGGGAAAAGUUCGUGCUGAUUUAGUGAAGGAUGGCACACUUACAGUUUAUCGUAGUUCAAAAGAUUCAAAUGAUAAGAAAAUAGUUAGGGAUGCAUUUGUAAAAGGAGAUUUGUGGUUUAACUUUGGGGAUGUUUUUGUCUUAGAUAAAGAUUAUUUUGUCUAUUUCAAUGACAGGAUUGGAGACACUUUCAGAUGGAAAGGAGAAAAUGUAUCAACAACAGAGUUGGCGAAUGUUAUAGCAGCUUUACCAUUUAUUGAGGAUGCAAAUGUUUAUGGUGUCACUGUUCCAGGCCAUGAUGGUAGAGCAGGCAUGGUGGCCAUUACUCUGCAUCAAGAUGCUACUUUAAGUGAAAAAGAGUUGAAGGAAUUGUUUGACCAUAUAUGUGACCAAUUGCCCACCUAUGCCAGACCAUUGUUCAUCCGACACAUCAGAGAAGCUUUUCUUACUGGUACUUUUAAACAAAGGAAAGUUGAGCUGGUAAAUGAGGGUUUUGAUUUAAACAAGGUCAAGGAUUCACUGUACUUUUACGACAGUGAAAAAGCAACAUACAGCAAAUUAACACCAGCAGAUCUGUCAAAGUUUUUGACCUCAAAGUUAUAAAAUAGGAUUAGCAUAAGUUCUACUAUUUGCCUUAAAUUUAAUCACAAUGGAAACAGUCACUAUGCAGAUCAUUUAAGGAUUGCUCAUAAAAUAAUUGUAAUUAUUACAGAUAACCAGAGUACCAAUGACCUUAGCUAGUAUUGUCCUAGUAUUAAAAAUUAUCCUUUAAUAUUAAAUAUAUCUCAUUAUUUUCAUAAUGACAAAAUUACCUCACAGUUUCUUAAAUAUUGUUAAAAAUCUUUUAAUAUCUUUUGUGAUUGUUUUUUUUUUUUCUAUUUCAUAUUUCCAAUUAUAUUUUGCACUGUAGUGAUGCAGCAAAAAUUUAGACUUUUUAAACUGCUGUGAAUGGUUGAUUUUUGGUGCUAUUUGAAUCUGUAGAACUUUUUAGGAGUGCUAGUCUAUAAUGUGCCAGUUUGGAUAUAUAAUUAACAUUGAUGUUUAGUAGGCUGUUAGGUCAGCAAAAUAAUUUUGAUUAUUUGUUAGACAUUUAAUUUUCCAAUAAAAAAAAAAUAAUAAAAAUAAAUAAAAAAUAAUAAUAAAAAAAUUACAUUUAAUUAUUGCUCAGGAAAUUUAAAAAAAAUGUUUAACAAAUUUUGUACUACUAAACUGGGAUGUUAUUGUGAUAUUUCUAAUUACAGUUAUUUUUUGUUUUUUAAUCAGUAAUUUAUAGCCAACAGUAUAACAAAGAAGGCACAGUUGCCUCUCUUGGCUGCCAAUGACAAAUCCUAAAUGUUUAUUCUGGCACAAAUUAUAUGAGAUUACAGCUUAGAUGCAAUAGCUGACUAGAUGUAAAUGUUAAAGAUACAUGUUGAAAGCCCAUAGUAAUUAUAGAAUGGUAAAUCUUAUUGAAAAGUUAUUAAAGUAUUUUUAAAUUAAUAACUUAGGCCAUUGUUAGUGUAAAUUCAAAUGUGAAGCUAAGUGUUGAAUCAAUGAAUGGAUACAUAUUACAAAUUAUAAGGCAGCAAGAGGGACCAAAUAGAUUAUUUUGGGGGGAAAUAUGGAUGGUUAGUGAUUUGUUCAUCUAUUUUUUUUUAACAUCUAGUAAUUAGUUUGCCUGGUACUCUGUUCUUUGCAAGGAGGAGUUGUCAAAUUGGAGAGUUCAUGGUUUGUGCCCUGGUCAAAACUGCCCAUUAUUUCGCUAUUUUUAAUUCACCAUUUUCUCUAAUUAAAAAAUUGGUUCCUAGUGCUGCUUUUUGUAUUAUGUAUGCACCAUUCAUGCUAUUGUUAUUGACAUUUACUUUAAAGAAAUUUUGUAAACAAAUUGUGCAUAUAAAGUUCAAAGAAUAUAUUUGUUAUAAAAGAAGGAAAAAAGAGAUGCCUACUAUCCUUUCUUUAUUCAGGCCUACAAUUUACAAUAGGGCUAAACUGAUAAUAAAACAAAUAAAAAUAAAGAAAUUAAUGGGGGUUGUAGUAAAAAAUGUUUGUCAGCCAUUGUUAAUUUUUGAACUAAAAUUGAAUUCCAUUAAUAAGCAUUGUGUUCUGUCUUUUCCAAAUUUAUAUUCAAUAUUUAUAUUUAUUGAAUUAUUGCAUUGCUAUUAUAUGAUUAUCUGUAUUGUGAAAUAUAAAAUUAUUUAUACACUAAUUUUGGAUGUCAAGUUAAAAAUAGAAUAACUGAAAGUUGUACUCAGAAUAAUUUCUUAACUAAUACUCAGUACUAAAGAAUUAAUUAUAUAUAAUUAAUGUCUCUGUUUUUCUUGUACAAAUGUAAAAAAUGUUAUUUAGUUCUAAGUUGGGGCUUAUCUUAUUUGAAAUUACGAGAUUUAUAGUAUCUUAUGCAUGUGAAAUUUUUAUUACACUUAUUAAUAGGUAUAAUAUUUCUUUAUUAUUAACAAUACAACCUAAAACAUGAUUAGAGCGCAACCAUCUUCCAUGUGAAACUUUUCAUUUACAUCUUAAGAUGACCAACGUCUGUUUUCAUUAGUAGUUCUUAACUUUUUAAGGGUUCCUGAUACUUCUGAAUCUCAGCCUAAACUAACCUCUGUUUGAAGAAAUUGUGUUCGGUUAGUCUAAACACAAUAUAUAAAGAAAUUCUUUGGUAUAACACUUUUGGUUCAUUGUGUCUCAUCCAUGUUGUUAUUGAACAUUUGGUUCAAUUAUUAGCUUUUAAUACAUCAAACAUUCUGUCCGUACAUCCUUCAAAUUAGAACUUAGUAAUAAUAUAACUUACCACAAUUGAAGUUUACUAAAUGUUAUCUAGAGCCUCUAAUUAGAAAAUGAUAUAAAAAUGUAUAUGAAAAUAUUGAAUCAAUAAUAUAGCUGGUUGUGAAUUAAAUUUUCUAAAAUUUUGCACUGUUUGAUCUAAGUUCUGUAGAAUAUUUCAAAGUAAAUUUUACUAUAGCCUAAUGUCUAUUAUAUUAAUAAUAUAGUUAGUUGUGUGACUCUCAUGAAGGUAAAAGAAAUUGAAUAUCUGGUUGUCUGAUGAACUAUUUGUUCUUGUUUUGUUGUUGUUAAUACUAAAUCUCCAAUAAAUGAAGAAAAAAUGUGCUCCCCUUACCCUUUCUGUUUAUGGAUUUGCGGAAUUGUUGUCAAAUGUAAUAUAAACAUUUUAAUUGCUCAUUCGAUAUCUUUUUUAUAUUUUGUUAUUAUUUGUUUUUAUUAAUUUAAUCAUGGCUAGAAAAAAAUUCUUAUAAUAAUAAUUCUUCUUGUGAGUUUUUUUUUUCUUCUUCAAAAAUUAAAAAAUACAAUCUGAGUAUUACUGUUUAGUUUUAGAAAUUAGAAAACAGCAAUAAUUUCUUCUUUUUUUUUUUUAAAGUUAUAUUUUGAUAUUUUUCAUAACUGAAAAUAAUAAGUAUAUAUAUUAAUACUCACCAUUGAUUAAUGCGGCAUCAAUGUUCAAUAUUCCACUUAGAAGAAGAGAUUUUGUUUUUGAAAUUGUUUUUGUAUUUUGUCAGGAAGCUCAAUUGUUGAAAGAAAGUAUUGCUGGUUGCUUGGGUCAGCAAUACACACGAUUAUGUUAGAGUUUGGGAUUCCAAUCCACCUCAAUCUCAUCCUCUACUGCAAUGUAAAGAGAGAUGGUCAAUGGUUAUAACAUUUUUUUUUGUAACAAAAAAAAAUAAUUAGUAUUGAUGUAUUAUAUUAAUGUUAUAGUUUUGUCAUAUUUUAGUAUUAUAAUAUUUACAUUGUUGAUACAGCACAGUAAAUCUGAUAACAUCAUAAAAUAUUUAACUAGAUCCUGGCCAAAAAUUAUUAGAUAGUUUGUUUGAAUGUUGACAUGUUAGGAUCAUUAUUUUGUGCCAUUUUAUUGUCUAUUAUACUCAGCCAAAUUAUUUGUUUUCUAUAUUUAAUUACUUUUUGAUUUCAAGUGAUGGUAGUGGAAAUUCUUUACAUUUAUUAUUCUCAUUAUUUAUUGAAUUUCAAACAAGUGUUUACAACUUAAUUCAAACUAAAUAUUCAAAUUAAGCAAAGUAUUUGACUACCUGAUUUCAGCAUGAAAUAUGUUUUGAAAUUACACAACAUAAACACAUAUUAAAAUUGUCUAACAUUUCACUAAA